AUGGGAUCAAUGUGGGAUCAAUAUGACGUGCAACUCGAAUCAAACGGAACUGGAUAUCCGGGCGAUCCCAUCGUCAUUGAAGAGUCUCGAGUCUGGACAACCGUGGUUUACCUUCUUGGGGGCCACUUGGACGCUCAGCCUCUUGGCACCGGAUCGCAUCCGAAGGCUCGACCACAGAUUGAGGAGAAGCCAAGAAUGUGA
Molecule: messenger RNA, 201 nt
Organism: Penicillium diatomitis
Lineage: Eukaryota; Fungi; Ascomycota; Eurotiomycetes; Eurotiales; Aspergillaceae
Exons: 1
Coding region: 1-201 (66 amino acids)
Source: RefSeq, a predicted model, not a curated record